UUAUUCGAGCAAACGCACAUUUAGAGACAUGUCUUUAAACAACUAUCUCCUACUUGGUGUACUGUUCUGCUGCGCUUCCGCCGCAGAACUGAAAACCUUCGAGGUCACAGAAUUUGAUUCUGGCGACGGGGCCGGUCGUGUCGUGGGUGGUUCAGAUGCUCCAGACGGUGCUCUUCCCUACCAAAUAUCUCUGCAGCUAACAAAAAAAAACAACUUUCAUACGUGUGGCGGUGCCAUAAUCGCUGACAGAUGGGUCCUUACUGCUGCGCAUUGUCUCAAAAAUAAAUCACCAAGUGAUUUGACCAUUUUGGCGGGAACCAACUCAAUCACUAAAGGAGGCACCAGAUAUAAAAUUGACAAAAUCCUAACUCAUGAAAAAUACACAUUGAAUCCCAAUCUAAACGAUAUUGCUUUGUUGAGAACUGCUGAGAAGAUUAAAUUUACGGAGAAAGUUAAAGCCAUUGAAUUAGCAACCGAAGACCCAAAACCAGGAGAAAAGUGUAAAUUAGCUGGAUGGGGAUUCACCACUCAAUAUCAGGGAAAAUCUCCUGACAAAUUGCAAUGGUUGGACGUAAAUAUUAUAUCUGAGAAAGAUUGUAAAACUGAUUAUUUGCGAAACUUUGAAGACAGUCACCCUAUUACUCCUAACCACAUCUGUAUUCUCAACAAGGAAGGUGAAGGUGGUUGUCAGGGUGAUUCUGGUGGGUCAUUGGUGUGCAACAAAAAAUCAUGUGGUCUAGCCUCGUGGAAUAUUCCAUGUGCCACAGGCCAGCCUGAUGUCUUCACGAGAACCAGUAAAUACACUUCAUGGAUUAAGGACACCAUGGAAGCCAAUAAGCCUUAAACAAUAUCAACGAAAUACCGAUAUUUCAUUCUACUUACAUUCGACUAAUAAUUGACUUGUAAUAAAUGAAGUAAAGACAGAA
This is a messenger RNA of Pieris rapae (cabbage white), 926 nucleotides long. Its product is annotated as chymotrypsin-1-like. The record is from RefSeq and is a predicted model, not a curated record. The transcript is spliced from 5 exons. Gene Ontology annotation, biological process: proteolysis. The coding region runs from base 29 to 844 and encodes 271 amino acids. NCBI's taxonomy places the organism in Eukaryota, Metazoa, Arthropoda, Insecta, Lepidoptera, Pieridae. Gene Ontology annotation, molecular function: serine-type endopeptidase activity.